Brassica oleracea var. oleracea is the source of this 1170-nucleotide messenger RNA. RefSeq names its product fe(2+) transport protein 1-like. NCBI's taxonomy places the organism in Eukaryota, Viridiplantae, Streptophyta, Magnoliopsida, Brassicales, Brassicaceae. The transcript is spliced from 2 exons. Gene Ontology annotation, biological process: zinc ion transmembrane transport. Bases 218 to 622 code for a protein of 134 amino acids. Gene Ontology annotation, cellular component: plasma membrane. Gene Ontology annotation, molecular function: zinc ion transmembrane transporter activity. The record is from RefSeq and is a predicted model, not a curated record.
CACAAACCUCCAAAAGAAACACAAAGAUGGCUUCAACAUCGACACUUCUAAUGAAAACAAUCUUCCUCGUACUCAUUUUUGCCUCUUUCGCUAUCGCUCCAGCAACUUCAACGGUGCCGGAAGACUGCGGAAGCGAGUCAGCUAACCCGUGCGUCAACAAAGCUAUAAAGCAUUGCCUCUCAAAAUCAUAGUGAUUGCAACCAUCCUAGUAGCAAGCAUGAUUGGUGUUGGAGCUCCUCUCUUUAGCCGGAACGUGCCCUUCCUCCAACCUGAUGGGAACAUUUUCACUAUUGUUAAGUGUUUCGCCUCAGGGAUUAUCCUUGGAACUGGUUUUAUGCAUGUUUUGCCUGAUUCGUUCGAGAUGUUGUCAUCACCAUGUCUUGAAGAGAACCCGUGGCAUAAAUUUCCAUUCUCCGGGUUUCUAGCUAUGUUGUCCGGUCUAAUCACUUUAGUCAUUGAUUCCAUGGCUACAAGCAUCUACACUAGCAAGAAGGCAGUUGGGAUCGUACCACAUGGGCAUGGUCACGGCCCUGGUAAUGGUGUUACCUUACCAACAAAAGAUGACGAUUCAGAGAGUGCACAACUCUUGCGAUAUCGAGUCAUUGCUAUGGUUAGUACUUAGUACACAUAUGGACGUACUCGAAACCAAAUAUUAAUACUUUAUCGUUUUAAAUAAUGUAUAACUGAAUAUAAAUUUUAUUAAUAUAUAGAUAGGUAUUGGAACUCGGAAUCGUAGUUCACUCCGUGGUCAUUGGACUAUCUCUAGGAGCAACAAGUGACACUUGCACCAUUAAAGGACUUAUCGCAGCUCUUUGCUUCCAUCAAAUGUUCGAAGGCAUGGGUCUUGGUGGUUGCAUUCUCCAGGUAUAUAAAAUUAUAUCUAAAAUUAUCUUCUGUCAAGAUGAUAGAACUGUGUAAUUAAAUGUUUGAAAUAUUUUCAGGCCGAGUAUACGAACAUGAAGAAAUUUCUUAUGGCGUUCUUUUUUUGCGAUAACAACGCCAUUCGGAAUAGCUUUAGGGAUCGCUCUUUCGACAAUUUACAGAGACAAUAGCCCCAGUGCGUUGAUCACUGUUGGACUGCUCAAUGCAUGCUCCGCGGGAUUGCUCAUCUACAUGGCGCUUGUGGAUCUUCUAGCUGCCGAGUUCAUGGGACCAAAGCUUCAAGGUAGC